AUAUGGGUCUGAAGGCUGAAAGGAAUGGUAUAUUUUCGUGUUUCCAUCCGAUAAAAAGCAUUGAUAGGCUAGCUACUAACCCGAUUUACACCAUCAUUAUACGAAUAAUGAACUAUAAAAUGUAUACUAGCCGAUACGAUGGCAAUAAAUAUGUAUCAUUUUAACGCCACCAUGCGUAGAAUAUGGACGUAUUUCAGCAACAGCACGGUACACGGCUUCAAUUACAUUGCCGACAAACGCCGUCAUUGGACGGAGAGAGUUUUUUGGGUUUUGACGUGUUUCAUAUCUUGUCUUGCUACGAGAGAAUAUCUCCAAGCCACUUGGUACGCUUACAACAAUAACGCCGUCAGCUUUGUCACCGACACCACAUAUUUGGAUUGGAACACGAGUUUCCUCUCACUAUCGAUUUGCGAACAAGAGUCACCAGACAAGUUGUACGACUUGGCUUCCAAGUUGUAUGGCUCUGAUCGAGAUUUAAACAUUGAUUUUUAUCUACGGGACAUCGCGUUCUAUGACGGCGCAUGUUAUUCGUGCGUCACCCAUUGUCAAAAAGGAACGUUGAACUGCACUACAAACUACGAUCAAAUCAUACGUGAAAUUCGAUCGGAAUGUAAAGAUCUGAUUGGCAACUGCUAUUGGAAUGAUGAACCGUUCGAAUGUUGUGAUCAAUUCUUACCAAUAACGACUGAAAGUGGUGUAUGUUUUAUUGUAAACUCCUUACACACAGUAAAAAAAGAUGGAGAAAAAUUAAAAAUGAUAUCAAACCGGAAAUUAGGACCCGGUAGCCUUUCUUUUACAGCUUACGAGUCUAUAAAGCUAUUUAUACACUCACCAGAAGAUUUACCUUACGUAAACCAUCCACAAGAAGAAAAAUUUUUACUGAGUUGGGGUGUAUCGUUUAUGAUGAAAUACCAGAUUAAAGAGAUCGAGAACGACCCGUUGUUAAAACAAGUAGAUAUCAAACAGAGGAAUUGUCGUUUUCCGGAUGAAAACAAUUUAAAAGUUUACAACGUGUACAGUAAUUCCGCAUGCAUUGUGAACUGCAGAGCUGAAGCUCAGCUCAAAAUGUGUAAUUGUACGCCUCAUUAUUUGAAAAUUCCGGGAACACCAGUUUGUGGGAUCGAAGGUCUUGGUUGUAUAACUGAACAUUCAGAAAUAUUUAGAGCACUGAAAACUCGUGAUUUCAAUAAGUUGGGAUUAGUGUGUAAUUGCAUAUCUAGUUGUACUGAGCCAGAAUAUAACGUUUUGAGCAAAGAAAUUGGGUCUUUAACUACUGAAGACCAAGAUACCGAAGAUUUUAAAUAUGGAUCAAAAGUAAUCAUUGCAUUAGAUAGACUACCAAAUGAAAGACUUAAAAGAAAUGUAGUAAGAUCUCGUAUGGACCUCAUCGGUAUGUUACACUUCAUAAACAAACUAUUGAAAAUAAUAAUUUAUGUAAUAAAUAAUUUGUUCUAUAUAGUUUCAAUUGGAGGAACUUUAGGUCUAUUUCUUGGAGUCAGUCUGUUAAGUAUUGUUGAAAUAGUUUACUUCUUUGUUGUUUGGACACAUAAAAAACCACAAAGCAUUACAAAUAACGUCAAAAGUAAAAAACAAGUGCAUCGAUCAAUUCAAAACACUAAUAAUUUGCCAUUUUUACAUUGA
Rhopalosiphum padi (bird cherry-oat aphid) is the source of this 1641-nucleotide messenger RNA. RefSeq names its product sodium channel protein Nach-like. Gene Ontology annotation, molecular function: ligand-gated sodium channel activity. The record is from RefSeq and is a predicted model, not a curated record. Bases 139 to 1641 code for a protein of 500 amino acids. Gene Ontology annotation, cellular component: membrane. Gene Ontology annotation, biological process: sodium ion transmembrane transport. NCBI's taxonomy places the organism in Eukaryota, Metazoa, Arthropoda, Insecta, Hemiptera, Aphididae. The transcript is spliced from 10 exons.